Messenger RNA from Lachnellula hyalina, 405 nucleotides. RefSeq lists its product as uncharacterized. The transcript is spliced from 2 exons. The record is from RefSeq and is a predicted model, not a curated record. NCBI's taxonomy places the organism in Eukaryota, Fungi, Ascomycota, Leotiomycetes, Helotiales, Lachnaceae. The coding region runs from base 1 to 405 and encodes 134 amino acids.
AUGUGCUGCAAGAAUGGCACGACACAAUCCUUCAAAGCAGUGCAGCGCGAAUACGACUGCUUGCGACAGAUCAAGAUAUCGAAAAGUGCAACCUCUAUUCCAGCGCGGACGCUAUUCGGGUUGGUUGUUGAUGAUGAUGGGGUCAUUCUUGGGAUUCUAGAGGAAUUGAUUACGAACGAAGGAAGGUUGAGUGAUUUGUGGGCGAAACAGAUUCGAAAAGCUAUUGCACUCUUGCACGAGAUUGACGUGGUAUGGGGGAAUGGGAGUGAUGAUUGUUUUUUGGUUGAUUUUGGAGGCAGCUAUACGGAUGGGUGGGUGCAUAGGACCUUGAUGGAAACUCGUUCUGGAGAUGAUCAGGCUGUGGAGAAGAUUGCUAAGUUCUUGGAUGAUGGAGUCCGGCAUUGA